Molecule: messenger RNA, 648 nt
Organism: Mesorhabditis spiculigera
Lineage: Eukaryota; Metazoa; Nematoda; Chromadorea; Rhabditida; Rhabditidae
Source: the annotation of a GenBank genome assembly
AUGUCGACGACUAACGAUUUUGCAAUUAUCCGGGCCGAGCCGAAGGACACGGAGGAGAUCCGACAAUUCCUAAUCAACUCCUUUGUUACAACGGAGCCAAUUAGCAAGUCGAUUGGUCUCCAGGCUAACGAUUCCGCCGAUUUUAUGAAAGAAACUGCUAAAGUAUCAGCCGAAUCGGGCCAUUCCGCAUUGCUACGUAAUGACGCUGGCGAGAUUAUUGGUGUUGCGCUUCUGUCGGUUCAACCUGUCGAGAAAAUCUACGACGCUCCAAAGCCGCCAGACCCUAAAACUGGCGGAAAAAUGCUGUUGAUUGCAAAUUUUUUAUGGGCACUGGAUCAGGGGUUGAAAAACCACCUGUCGCCUGAUACAAAAGAAGUGGUCAAGUUCGAGAUUAUAAACCUCAAUCCAAACUACACACGACGAGGACUUGCUCAAAAAUUAAUGGAUUGGUCAAUGGAAGAGGUGAAAAAGCUCAAUCUACCUAUUUAUACACAAGUGACCGCUAUCGCCUCACAACGGCUUUUCGCCAAGUACGGCUUCCAAGUGAACUACGAGAUUUUGCACAAGGAUUGGUUGGAUGAGGAUGGUAACCAGAUUUUCCGAUGUGAUGACGGCACGGAUCGAGGGCAACUGAUUUCUAGGAUGCCA